CAUUUCCUCCAAACCCCCGAUGACCGGAGCUUGUAUCAUUUAAUUAAUCCCUAACAUGACGUGCUCAAAGGCAGGUAGAGAAAACAGGGAGUUGGCGAGGAAGGAGGACCAUUACGCAGGUUUGUCAUGACAUCACCAUGGGCUGGCUAUAAAGCGGUGAGGACUAAUACACAGAGUUAGAAGAGCACUUGAGGAGCCUUGGAGUAAAGGACGGACUUGAAGCCUUUUAUGUUUAACAGCUGAUUGUCUGCUACAGCCGUUCCUCUUUCUGAACUUCAGCGCAGAGGAAUCCCUUAGAGAAUACAAGACUUGUCAAAAUGAACUUGUCGUACUUGGUAGCUUGUGGACUUAUGGUCACCCUGCUUUCAGUAAGGAUGGGGGCAAAACCUUUAUCUCAGGCACAGCAGAAGUCUCUUAGAAGUUUGCUGGGGGAGGAGCUGGCAGAGUUUCUGGAGUCGGAGGAGAGGGAGAGGCGGCUAGACACUGUGCGCUCAAGGAUACGGUUACUGCGAGAUUUACGCAUGGACACCCGGGCCAGAGGGAUGUGGGCUCGACUCCUUAACGACCAGCCCGCACCCAGGAGACACAAAACUGGAAACAAGAAAGGGGGGUCCACAUCGCGGAGUGGCUGCUUCGGACACAAGAUGGACAGGAUAGGGACCAUCAGCGGCAUGGGUUGCUAGGGUUGGAGCAGCGCUGUGAUGAUCUCUGGACGAUGGGUUUGGACAACAAAGGUUCAGUUUGUUCUUACCUGAGGGGAAAAAAACAAAAAAACUCAUCAAGUGACAGAUUUUCGGUACGAAAGUCACCAUGACCAGCAUAGAGAGAGACUGAGAUGACAAUGCUA
Thunnus maccoyii (southern bluefin tuna) is the source of this 847-nucleotide messenger RNA. RefSeq names its product natriuretic peptide C (gene nppc). The record is from RefSeq and is a predicted model, not a curated record. The transcript is spliced from 3 exons. Gene Ontology annotation, molecular function: hormone activity; hormone receptor binding. NCBI's taxonomy places the organism in Eukaryota, Metazoa, Chordata, Actinopteri, Scombriformes, Scombridae. Gene Ontology annotation, biological process: cGMP biosynthetic process; receptor guanylyl cyclase signaling pathway. Bases 318 to 683 code for a protein of 121 amino acids. Gene Ontology annotation, cellular component: extracellular region.